AUGAGGAGAUCAUCGUCCCAGAUCACCCCGCAUUUUACACCGCAACCCGUGACGCAUUAUCUGGAAAACAUCCUGUACAGCUCAAAGCUGCGGCAGAGACCGAACUGGGGAAACUCAUCACAUCAAACCACACCUUGGUCAGUUGCUGUGGGACGCGAAUGUUCUGCCUUCAAAACACUCAUCAUUUCGAACAAACGCAUCGCUCCAGCAAUAUCGGAAUUCGGGCUGAAAAAAUUAAAGUAUCCAAACUUGAGCUCUGCUCAAGAACCAAAACCCCCACAGCGAAUCUCGGCCACUGCAAACAGUCGUAAGAGCGAUGACGUCCCGGUACACCGUCCAUCGAUCAUCGAACAAAAAUCAACAAAAUUCAAACCGGCUGCCGUACCCCCUGACCCGAUCAUUGAAGUACCGGAAUCCCCAGUAGCCAGAGAAGUGCCUCUUCCGGUUGUUCCGGAAAGCGAUACAGUUAAUGAUGCCUCCAGAAAUUGCAAUUUGCCUUUGCCAUUGAUCGCCAUCGAAGAGGAAGACGUGGAGAAGGAAAACGUGAACGACUUUAUAUCGAAUUCCCAAUCCAGCGGUACGGAACAGUCGUCUAAAUUAAGGCAAAAGAAUCCUCCACUAAACCAACUACCGAAGGUAUUGACAAAAUCAAAACCUGUCGCAAGAGAAGCACCUAUUCCUGGUGUUGUUCCAUUCAAGGACACGAUUUACAGUGCUUCCAAAAAUUGCACACCAUCUUUGCCAUUGAUCGCCAUUGAAGAGGAAGACGUGGAGAAGGAAAACGUGUACGACUUCAUAUCAAAUUCCCAGUCCAGUGAUAUGGAACAGCCGUCGAAAUUGAAACAAAAGAAAAAUCCUAAAAAGAAGCAACCGAAAGGAUCGGUUAAACCCAAGCCAAAACAGCAAAAACAUGCCAUUGGUAAUCCUUUCGGAUGCAGUGGCGUUCGGUUGAAACAUUUGAUCAAAAAAAUUGGUGGUGGUCCGGUCAAACCGCCCGCAGUCGUUGAUUACGUGAUCAAUUUGGAAAUACCCAACACUCCACCGAAGCCUACGGCGGCCGUUACAUCCAACCUUGCGGAAAAUGCGAACCGACCGUCACCGUGGCGAGUGCAGGACGACACGAUCAUUCCCAGGACUAGUUACGCACCACGCAACAAACAGAUGCUUCCAUCGUACGAGAGCUUCAGUGUAGAACCGUCCGGCACCGAACGUGGAAAAUCACUUCCCCAGAGCGCGUCGAUCGAGGAUUUGGAAUUAGCGACCUCACAAACAACUCCAUCGGUCGCUGGUGAGGAUGCGAUAAUCACUGACAGUGACUUCCGGCAGGUCGAGAAGAUGUACAACGAGCUAAAGGCGGUGAGCGAUAUGAGCGAAAAAUUGAUCACAGCGAUGCGCAAGCACAAAACCUCAUCCAACGCCAAGCAGCGGGACCGGCGUGUGUACGAAACGAGCAUGCAUCAGGCGUGCCAGAAGCUGAAGAAGUGGUACGAUCAUUCGAUGAAGUCUUUCAACCAUUCGAUCCGCAUCAUCCAGAACAUCGAACGUGUCACGAAUCGGUCGGUGGGGCCGUCGCCGCUAACUCUCGAGCAGCAGCGUACGGUGGAGAAAUUCAACCAGAGUUCUGACCACUUCCGCUUGAUGGUCGACGAGCUGCAGGCGGCCGUCAACGAUUCCGAUCGUCGUCCUCGUUCGUCGUCGAAGGGCACGGAAAAAGAACCGAACCCGAAAAUUUGCCCGAAACCCGUAAUAGAUGUCGUUCCAGGCCGGAAGCGUAGCAUGAACGACUCCGAUCGGGAAAAUCGACCUCCAGCUGUAGCUCCGUCAGCCACGCAGACGAUGGUGCGAUCUGGCACCGGAUACAUUACGACGAUGGCGCACAAAAGCAACACUGCGAGUGCGAAAACCCCAGCAGACGUCGUGUUGCUUCCGGAUCGCGGUAAGGGAGCGACCCGGAACCCGUUGAUUGCGCUCAAUUUUGUACCCCUUGCGCAACAUGACAGCCCGCUGAUGUCCCCACUGGCCAAGGAGCCGGUUUUGGUGGCUACCAGCGUGAACCGGGAAAAGCGCUUCGUCCCGAGAGAGCUGCUGUACGACAAAGAGAACGAAUCGAUCGUCCCGAAAGACCCGCUGUGUGACAAAGCGAACGAAUCGAUCUUGGCGAUCGAUUCUCACGUCGAAACACGAUCGCCACCGGGUGCCGUUGAAGUCGCUCCCCAGAAGCGGGUGGAGAAAUCUCCAGAAAGUAGCGUAGUGGAGUUAAACGAUGAAACGAUGAACGCACCCAAGAACAAAAGUAUAAGCAAAGACAACGAAACCCUGUGCGAAAAUGACACGUCGAACGACGAUUACUUUGGCUUCGAUUCGCAAGAGUACGUGGAAAGCUCGUUGCCCCAGAUCACGCUGCCGAAUCCGUUGAACAUUUCGAGCGAUACGCUUCACCAACGGCUCGACAAUGUACGAAAAUUGCUUCCCAAGCAGCCUCUGUUACGACAUCGGCCCGUCACACGGCCACGGAACAGUGGUCCAACGCGAUUGCCGUUGAGAAUGCCGCGAGUUUUCACCAGUCCCACCAAACGGCCGUACACGUUGCCCGAGUUUGUGGCCUCGACGCCUCGACCCGAGACCGUCGGUGCACCGGGUGGGUCUUCAGCUGGUGGGGGCGAGGUGGAUACGGUCGCGGUACCGGAUGUUUCCGCAAUCGGUCAAACGAUGACGGAAGAUGAUCCCCCAGCGGUCGAUCAACCGGAAGUGGUUCUGUUCGACACCCCGGACGCCCCGAAAUGGAAGUCGAAUUCCGUUCUACAUCGAACGUAUGCGCGCGUGCCCAGGCGAAGGAAGAAAAACAUUUAUCUGCUCAACCUGGGUUUGGACGAUGACGACGACGAGGAAGUCGAUGACGAUGCCGGCAAUGCCUCGGAUGAUUCGCAGAACCAGUGGUCGGAUGCAGAAGGGAUCGCCGCGAAACGGAAGAAGAAAAAGAAGAAGAAUAAACCACGCCGUCCGCCAGUCCCCGUGGAGCAGACGGAGGAAUUUCAGAACUUUGUCGAAUCGUUCAACAGCAUGUGCGACGAGGUCGACCGCUACGAUAUGAUUAUCGAAUAAUCACCGGCUGGAGCGUGGACACGCUUGAUGCGCUCCACGACGCUGCUGCAGAUGCGUUUUUGUUUUUUGACAGUCACCUUUACAUUCUCACUGGUUCUCUUAUUUUAUAUGCUAGUUAUUUCCCAAGGGAAUAUAAUGUCUGCCUGUUUAUUUUUAUGAAUAUACUUUUUAUUUCCUGUAAGGACGGAACUCUGCUAAUAUCAUAAUUUACUAUCAUUUUAA
Anopheles nili is the source of this 3324-nucleotide messenger RNA. RefSeq lists its product as uncharacterized. Lineage: Eukaryota; Metazoa; Arthropoda; Insecta; Diptera; Culicidae. The transcript is spliced from 6 exons. The record is from RefSeq and is a predicted model, not a curated record. The coding region runs from base 1 to 3102 and encodes 1033 amino acids.